This is a messenger RNA of Phytophthora sojae, 1179 nucleotides long. RefSeq lists its product as hypothetical. Gene Ontology annotation, cellular component: nucleus. The record is from RefSeq and is a predicted model, not a curated record. Gene Ontology annotation, biological process: tRNA splicing, via endonucleolytic cleavage and ligation. The annotation marks the transcript as partial. The transcript is spliced from 3 exons. Lineage: Eukaryota; Oomycota; Peronosporomycetes; Peronosporales; Peronosporaceae. Gene Ontology annotation, molecular function: polynucleotide 5'-hydroxyl-kinase activity.
GCGACGACCGAGGUGGUGCUGGCGCGCGAGAGCGAGUACCGCGUGGAGGUGCCGCCCCAGACGGAGGUGGGCGUGCGCCUGAAGAGCGGCUCGGCCGAGCUCUUCGGCGUGGAGCUGGCCAUAGGCCGCGAGUACGUCUUCCGCGACCGCAAGCUGGCCAUCUUCACGUGGUACGGCUGCGCGCUCGAGGUGCGCGGCGCGCCCGAGGUGGCCUACACGUCCGAGGAGACGCCCAUGGACAGCUACCUCAACAUCCACGCGCAGCUGCAGCGCCGCCGGGAGCUGGCCAAGGCCAAGCACGCCGCCGGCCCGCGCGUGCUCGUGUGCGGACCCGUGGACAGCGGCAAGUCGACGCUCACGCAGAUCCUCGUCAACUACGCGCUGCGCCUGGGCGAGAAGCCCACGCUCGUGGAGCUGGACGUGGGCCACGGCUGCCUCAGCGUGCCCGGCACGCUGUCGGCCUCGCCGCUGGACAUGAACUCGCUCAGCGUCGAGGAGGACUUCAUCCUGACCAACCCGCUGGCCUUCUUCUACGGCCACGCGGCCUCCUCCGAGAACGUCGAGCUCUUCCGCUACCAGCAGCAGCAGCUGGCCAAGGCCGUCAAACGGCGCCUGGCCAACGACGAGGAGGUGAACGCGUCCGGCUGCGUGGUCAACACGUGCGGCUGGGUGGACGGCAUGGGCUUCGACCUGUUGGUGCAGGCCAUCAAGGACUUCGACGUGGACGUGGUGCUCGUGAUCGGCCAGGACCGACUCUACAGCCGCCUGCAGAGCACGCUCGCGGGCGCCAACGCCAACGGAGUGGACCGGUCCAUCGUCAAGCUGGCGAGGUCGGGAGGCGUCGUCCCGCUCAACAGCAAGCUGCGCUCGGCUGCGCGCAUCAGCUGCAUCCGAGAGUACUUCUACGGCGCGCACUCGCUCAGCGUGGCGAUCCCCACGCUGUCGCCCUGCAUCAACGAGUUCUCAUUCGAGGACGUGUCCUUCUACGCCAUUAAAGACAUGAAGGUGUCCGAUGUGAUGCUUCCGGUAGGCCAGGUAGAGACGCAGACCGACCGCCUGCGGGUAGGCACUCGUUGGCUGCAGUGGCGCACCCAAGGCCCGGCCAGGACUCGUCCUCUUUGUCGUCAACAGACCUCUCGUGGCUUCUCGGUGCCCCCGCUGCAGGAUUCGUGUUCAUGU